Messenger RNA from Bipolaris sorokiniana ND90Pr, 1317 nucleotides. RefSeq lists its product as uncharacterized. The record is from RefSeq and is a predicted model, not a curated record. Gene Ontology annotation, cellular component: nucleus; CCAAT-binding factor complex. Gene Ontology annotation, molecular function: DNA binding; protein heterodimerization activity; DNA-binding transcription activator activity, RNA polymerase II-specific. Bases 240 to 1178 code for a protein of 312 amino acids. The transcript is spliced from 4 exons. NCBI's taxonomy places the organism in Eukaryota, Fungi, Ascomycota, Dothideomycetes, Pleosporales, Pleosporaceae. Gene Ontology annotation, biological process: regulation of DNA-templated transcription.
GCCAUCUCUCUGCACCUUUCCCGGCCACUCAGACCGUACCUUUGACACAACCACACCCGCGCCCUCCUCCCACAACGCGCCUAUACCAAUCCCUUGACGACUCAUUGGGCACUGCGCAUACCUCUCCUGCAUAGAGCCGCUCUCCACACUCAAUUUCCCUGCGCCGUCCGGUUUCCAGACGCACCUGACAGACGCGCACCCAGCCCACCGUGUCGCACUUGCGCAACCCAGCCCACGCCAUGGAUCAAGUCAACCUCCAGGGCCACGGCCAGCAGAAGAUGCGCCCGGCCACUGCUGCGCCCCGCAAGUACGACGGCCAGCAAGGCAAUCCGCUCUACGACCCUGCCAAUGGCGGUCACUAUGGCGCAUCCGCAGCUAUUGCCGCGCAAAACCAAGCUCCAGAUCCGCAGCUCUUCACCGGUUCCUGGCAGAAUGUGAACCAAGGCCUCACGGGAAACUACCGCGACAUUCUCAACACGUACUGGCAGCAACAAGUAACGAAGCUCGAGACGGACGAACAUGACUACAAGCUGCACCAGCUCCCGCUCGCCCGCAUCAAGAAGGUCAUGAAGGCGGAUCCCGAGGUCAAGAUGAUCUCUGCCGAAGCGCCCAUCCUAUUCGCCAAGGGAUGCGACAUCUUUAUCACGGAACUCACGAUGCGUGCGUGGAUCCACGCCGAGGAGAACAAGCGUCGCACUCUGCAGCGCUCCGACAUUGCCUCCGCACUGUCCAAGUCGGACAUGUUUGACUUUCUUAUCGAUAUCGUCCCUCGUGAAGAGGCGCAUCCACACAAGAGAAGCGCGGGCCAAAACGCGGCCGUGCAAUCGUCGGCUGCAGUGGUUCCUCCCGGCGGCAUGCCUCAGCCUGUGCACGCCCAGCAUCCAAUGGCUCCUCCCGACUACGGCAUGAACCAACACCUUGCCCAGCAAGAGGACUACCGGCAGUCAUCCAUGUAUCCAGGACCUGUGCAGGGCGACCCGAGCGUGUAUGCGCAGCAGGGCAUGUUUGAUCCCAAUGCGUAUGGCCCAUACGGCGCCAUGGGGCAGCAGCCUCAGAUGUACGCAGUUGGCCAGCGCGGGCCAGAUCCCAAUGCUGGCGACCCACAGGGCUUUGGUCGGUAUGGCGAGGCUGACGCUGAUGAUGAUGCUCAGGGCGAGCGCGUGGACGCGGACAACUAGUUGUUGGCCGAGCCUCUGGCCCCCAGUGAUGGCUAGUCGCAAUGCUGGCACGACAGAGUGUGCUGUUGUGCGCUGUUGUUAAAUUGAUCUUGAAUAUGGCGUUUAGGUACGGUGUUUGGGCACACGGCCGCGGAAUGGC